Somion occarium is the source of this 1489-nucleotide messenger RNA. Lineage: Eukaryota; Fungi; Basidiomycota; Agaricomycetes; Polyporales; Cerrenaceae. The record is from the annotation of a GenBank genome assembly.
ACUGUCCUGAUGCGGAGACAAAGAGGAGGGAAAUAGGAAUCCUGGCACCAUGUUCAUUUACCUUGCCUUUUCUGGAUUUUCCUCCCUCUCCACGUGCUAGCAAACUUUCAGCGCCACAAGGCGCCCAUAUGCAAAAUAUUCAAGAGAUUCGUUGAAAACUCGUUUGGGUCUCUACUCACCAUGUCCCAUCGUUUAACAGACGAUGCUACCCAUGGUGCGAUGCUCUCGCACAGUUUGCGCAAGCUUCAACUCAAGGAAGAGGCAGAAGCGUCCGAAUCAUCGGAUAGAACCGCUGCAGACAACCUGUCGCCUGCACGAGGCUUUGACACUGAACAUGCACCCAACGAUCCGCAAGCGUCUUCAGUAGGUAGUUCUCGUCUGGCGCGGAAUUCUCAUGUUCGUGAAGGGUACGGCUUUCGGCCUGCUUCUGGUAUCUCCACACCGGUCAUCUCUUCCGUGCAAGUAGGCAUGAAUAGCCCUUUGCCUGACCCUAACGGUCUCGGAUGGCCUGCUAAAUCCACCGUCUCACGGCUGAAUGCCACACCAGAAGAACGGGCAGCUCGGGAACAGAAACUUGCUUCUGCGGUUCGGACAAUCCUCGAUUGCAUCGGCGAAGACCCAGACAGAGAGGGUCUCCUUCGUACCCCAGAACGCUACGCACAAGCACUCAUGUGGAUGACUCGUGGGUACGAAGAACGUCUCGCAGACAUCAUAAACGAUGCCGUUUUCGCAGAAGAUCACGACGAAAUGGUCAUUGUUCGCGAUAUAGACAUCUCAAGCUUGUGCGAGCACCACCUUGUUCCAUUCACAGGAAAAAUAGCGAUAGCCUAUAUACCUAACAAACUGGUCCUCGGGCUGUCAAAGCUGGCUAGAAUAGCCGAAACAUUCGGUCGACGUUUACAAGUGCAGGAACGUCUCACCAAACAGAUCGCGCUUGCUGUUCAAGAAGCGAUUAAACCCCGCGGAGUGGCGGUAGUUAUGGAGGCAACUCAUCUUUGUAUGACCAUGCGUGGGGUGCAAAAACCUGGUUCCAUUACGGUCACAUCGUGCAUGCUGGGCUGUUUCCGAACACAACAAAAGACUCGUGAAGAGUUUUUGACACUCAUUAAGCGGUAAUUAACCUUCCUUCGGCUUUUGCCAUGGCUGCUAGAGCUUGGCUACGCUGUAAUAAGUACUUGUAUUCCCAUUCAAAUCAAAUUAAUAGCACGCUGCAAGGUAGAAGUACAAAUCCAUUACGAUGCUGCUAUAUACGACGAAAGCAAAUAGAUUGACAGGACAGAAUAGGGAUGCCGUGGACAGCAAUGCAAUCAGUCUUUUCGACCUAAACGAGCCUUCUCAGUAUCAAUGGGUAGUAACUUCUUGGCAAGACCAUGCGCAUUGCCUGAAGCACCCUGUGAAACGUAGCGAUUGCGGUUGAUCUUGGGACGCUUUGGAGGUAUUACGAUAUCGGGGACAUUCGCGAAGGCGUCAGGUACAUCUCGCUCACGAU